Molecule: messenger RNA, 2618 nt
Organism: Anopheles bellator
Lineage: Eukaryota; Metazoa; Arthropoda; Insecta; Diptera; Culicidae
Gene: Oatp33Ea
Product: solute carrier organic anion transporter family member 74D
Exons: 6
Coding region: 1-2511 (836 amino acids)
Biological process (GO): transmembrane transport; sodium-independent organic anion transport
Cellular component (GO): membrane
Molecular function (GO): protein binding
Source: RefSeq, a predicted model, not a curated record
AUGUCCGUCGCCAACGUGAACCGGUGCGGCGUGUCCUGCUGGCAUCCGGCCUGGAUGCAGCGGUUCGCCACGCCAAAGUCGUUCAUCAUGGUGUACGGGUUCCUCGGUACCGUCCAGGCGAUGGCUUACAUCUACUUCGUCAUCACGCUCACCACGCUGGAGAAGCGGUUCAAAAUUCCUUCCUCAACCACCGGAAUCAUCCUCAGUGGCAAUGAAAUAUCGCAGAUCCUGCUCUCACUCAUCCUGUCGUACGUCGGAGGACAGCGGAACCGGCCCCGGUGGAUCGCAUGGGGGGUGGUGUUUUGCGCCCUGUCCUGUUUCAUUCUGGCCAUGCCCCACUUCAUCUACGGCGCGGGAGACGAAGCGCUACAGCUGACGAAGGAGUAUGUUCGCGAGCGCGAAGAGGAUGAGGCGCGGAUCCGGUCGCACCAGAACUACACGAUCAUGGUGAAGAGCACCAACCGGCUGUGCGUGGAGACGGCCACCUCCAAGGAGUGUCUCGAUACGAUCUCGAUCGUACCGCUGGUGCUGAUCUUCCUGUCCCAGUUUGUGCUCGGUAUCGGCAACACGCUCUACUACUCGCUCGGCCAAACGUAUCUGGAUGAUAACACUAAGAAGACCAACACACCGCUCAUGCUGGCGUACGCCUCAUCACUUCGUACCUUCGGCCCGGUGGUGGGUUUUGCACUCGGUUACGUGGCACUGAAGAUCUACAUCGAUCCCACCAAAACACCGAUCAUCGACAGUUCGGACCCGCGGUGGCUGGGAGCCUGGUGGCUCGGCUGGAUACUGCUCGGUAUCGGGAUGAUGAUCUUCGCCCUCCUGAUGGGUCUGUUCCCGAAGGAGAUUCCCAGGAAACCGAGGAAAGAUACCAACGCCACCCGCAAACGACCCUCGUCGAACGCUCCCGUCAUACUGAUGAACGAUGCCGAAGCGUUUGGCAAGGAAAAGGAAGGGCUAAGCGAGCGCCACAAGCGGACCGUGUCGGAGAAUGCGUCCGAGUUUGCCGAAAGCAUCGUGGAGUUCCCCAAGCUGAAAGAUUUCCCCGUUGCGCUGAUGCGGCUACUGAAGAACAAGCUGCUCAUGUUCAACAUUUUGUCCGGGAUAUUUUACAUCCUCGGUUCCAGCGGGUACAUCACGUUCCUGAGCAAGUAUAUCGAGGUGCAGUUCCACAAGUCCACCGCCAACGCCACCGUCAUCACGGGUCCCAUCACGCUGUUCGGUAUGGUGGCCGGAUUCCUCAUAUCCGGGAUCGUCAUUUCGAAGAAGAAACCGUCGCCCAAGAAGCUUCUGUUUUGGAACGUGAUCGUCGGGGUCGGCUACAUGGCGGGGCAGUUCUCUUACCUCUUUCUGACCUGCCCCGACGGUACGAUGCCGCUGGUGAAGGGACGGCUCAACCUGACGACGGAAUGUAACAGCCAUUGUCACUGCGACGGCAUCCCGUACACACCGGUCUGCCAGGAGGAGACGGGCAUCACGUUUUUCUCGGCUUGCCACGCCGGUUGCGACAGCUGGCAUACGGCCGACAAGUACUACGAUCAGUGCACGUGCCAGAACGAAAACUAUUCGCCCAUCACGAAGCUCCCGUGGGAGACGACGGCGUAUCGCACGACGAAUCCUUACACGACCGCCACGGCGCCAAGCAUAGCGGCCGUGCUCGAAUCGGCUUCUACUACGGGCAGCACUUCGACGCUGGGUGUCUUAACCACUACCGAAGUGAUGGAUCCGCUGGACACGUCGACCGUUGCAAGCGACUCCAUACAGCUGCUGGCGGGCAACGAGUCCAAGGUUAACUACACGCUAACAAACGAUGAUCAAAAGGAUCCCCAAAUGGAAACGUCGAACGUCGAAACCACGAUGGGGGCCUUUGAGGACGAGAGCAGCGAUCCGAGCGAUCCGCCGAGCGACCGCAGCGAGGAUGUAGCAGAGGACAGUGUGCCGGCGAGACGAAGGAGAAGAGCUACCGGAACGACGACCAGUGACCCGCCGGACACUUUACUGUACAGCGCCAAACUAGUGCCGGGAGCCUGCAUCAAGGGCUGUGCGCUUGGCUUCUAUCUUUUCUCGAUCAUUUCCAGCGUCAUCAACUGCUUGGGUGCAUCGGGAAGGAUCGGCAAUCUGUUGGUGAACUAUCGCUGUGUAGCGAAACAGGACAAAUCUUUCACCCAGGGGCUCAUUUUGAUGAUGAUAAGCUUGUUUGCGCUCAUCCCUGGACCCAUCAUCUACGGGCGCAUCAUCGACAGUACCUGCCUCGUGUGGACGGAAGAGUGUGGCAAGCGGGGCAACUGCCAGCUGCACGAUCAGAAGCUCUUCCGGUACUACAUCAACAUAACCGCGCUUUGUCUCACGUUCGUUGGCGUGUUCUUUGACGGGCUCGUCUGGUGGUACGGCAAAACGCUGGACCUGUACGGUGAGCGCGAACAAGCGGAACUGCAGCAGAAGCGGCAACACGCGGGCGCCAAGGUACACCCGGCACCGACCAGUAACCAUGUGUUCAAACAUGAUUCGUGAUCGCUCCUGGCACCGUGGUCAGUGGUGAGAGCCGUGUAAAUGUGUUGUUACCCUACCGACAUGUCCUGCAUGUUUGUAUUUUUUGUUUGCUUUUAUUGUAUGUACGA